AUGCACUGCACGCUGACUAUGGACACAGAGGCUGUGGAUGGCUAUAUAACGUGUGACAAUGAGCUUUCGCCUGAGAGGGAGCACUCCAACAUGGCCAUUGACCUCACCUCAAGCACACCCAAUGGACAGCAUGCCUCCCCGGGUCACAUGACAAGCACAAACUCAGUAAAGCUAGAAAUGCAGAGUGAUGAAGAGUGUGACAGGAAACCCCUGAGCCGCGAAGACGAGAUCAGGGGCCACGAUGAGGGGAGCAGCCUCGAAGAGCCCCUGAUUGAGAGCAGUGAGGUGGCCGACAACAGGAAAGGCCCGGAGCUCCAAGGCGAGGGAGGAAUCCGGCUUCCGAAUGGUAAACUGAAAUGUGACGUCUGUGGCAUGGUUUGCAUUGGGCCCAAUGUGCUUAUGGUACAUAAAAGGAGUCACACUGGUGAGCGGCCUUUCCACUGUAACCAGUGCGGCGCCUCUUUCACUCAGAAGGGCAAUCUUCUGAGACACAUAAAGCUGCACUCGGGAGAGAAGCCGUUCAAAUGUCCCUUCUGUAGCUAUGCAUGCAGGAGAAGGGACGCCCUCACAGGACACCUCAGGACCCACUCCGUGGGUAAACCUCACAAGUGCAACUACUGUGGACGAAGCUACAAGCAGCGCAGUUCGCUGGAGGAGCACAAGGAGCGCUGCCACAACUAUCUCCAGAACGUCAGCAUGGAGGCCGCGGGCCAGGUCAUGAGUCACCACGUACCUCCUAUAGAAGAUUGUAAGGAACAAGAGCCUAUUAUGGACAACAAUAUUUCUCUGGUGCCUUUUGAGAGACCUGCUGUCAUAGAGAAGCUCACGGGGAACAUGGGAAAACGUAAAAGCUCCACUCCACAAAAGUUUGUGGGGGAAAAGCUCAUGCGGUUCAGCUACCCAGACAUUCACUUUGAUAUGAACUUAACGUAUGAGAAGGAGGCUGAGCUGAUGCAGUCUCACAUGAUGGACCAAGCCAUCAACAAUGCAAUCACCUACCUUGGAGCUGAGGCCCUUCACCCGCUGAUGCAGCACCCGCCAAGCACAAUCGCUGAGGUGGCCCCCGUGAUGAGCUCAGCGUAUUCUCAGGUCUAUCAUCCCAACAGGAUAGAGAGACCCAUCAGCAGGGAGACCUCCGACAGUCACGAGAACAACAUGGAUGGCCCCAUCUCUCUCAUCAGACCAAAGAGUCGACCCCAGGAAAGAGAGGCCUCCCCCAGCAAUAGCUGCCUGGAUUCUACGGACUCGGAAAGCAGCCACGAUGACCACCAGUCCUACCAAGGAAACCCUGCCUUAAAUCCCAAGAGGAAGCAAAGCCCAGCCUACAUGAAGGAGGAUGUCAAGGCUUUGGACGCCACCAAGGCCCCCAAGGGCUCCCUGAAGGACAUCUACAAGGUCUUCAACGGCGAAGGAGAACAGAUCAGGGCCUUCAGGUGCGAGCACUGCCGCGUCCUUUUCCUAGACCAUGUCAUGUACACCAUUCACAUGGGUUGCCAUGGCUACCGGGACCCACUGGAAUGCAACAUCUGCGGCUACAGGAGCCAGGACCGUUAUGAGUUCUCAUCACACAUCGUGCGAGGGGAGCACACAUUCCACUAG
Molecule: messenger RNA, 1599 nt
Organism: Pipistrellus nathusii (Nathusius's pipistrelle)
Lineage: Eukaryota; Metazoa; Chordata; Mammalia; Chiroptera; Vespertilionidae
Source: the annotation of a GenBank genome assembly